This is a messenger RNA of Diprion similis, 474 nucleotides long. RefSeq names its product SIFamide-related peptide (gene SIFa). Lineage: Eukaryota; Metazoa; Arthropoda; Insecta; Hymenoptera; Diprionidae. The record is from RefSeq and is a predicted model, not a curated record. The transcript is spliced from 3 exons. Bases 78 to 290 code for a protein of 70 amino acids.
UCACCAGCUUCUUUCACUGCAGCAACUGCAUACUCUACGCAUCCAUCAAGACAAAAACACCAACCAAAUAAUCAACCAUGGUUUCCGUCCGCGCCCUCGUCAUCCUCCUGAUCGCCGCCGUCAUCCUGAGCGUUGAUGCAUACCGCAAGCCACCCUUCAACGGCAGCAUCUUCGGCAAGCGUUCCGGCACCGCGAUCGAAUAUGAAAAUACCGGCCGUGCCCUGAACGCGAUGUGCGAAAUUGCCAGCGAGGCCUGCGGAUCGUGGUUCCCUCAGCAAGAGUCCAACUGAAGAUAUGCAACUCCAAUAAACUCUCCGCCAGCAAAACUAUACUUCCAGCUUACCGACGUUACUAGAUUUAUUGAUUACAACGCUUCCACUUGAUAUUAUGUAUUAUUAUUAUUCCAAUAUUUAACAUUGCCGGUGUAUGUAAAUGCGAUCUAGCAAACUUUCUCGUAUAUUAUAAUAUAACAUG